CCAUCAACUUGGCGCGCAACAUUGUUCCUGUUCAAGUUGAGUAUCGAAGUUUAUCGUUUUUCAUGCAUCGUCAACUUGUCAUGCAACAAAAAUACAUCGCAACAAAAACGAGAAACAUCCGAUCGAUGAUCAACUUGAACAGAAACAAUGUUCCGUGUCGAGUUCCUCGUAUUAGCCGAUAGUGGAGUCUGUUGUGGUUAUAUAUAUCCUGCCGAGAUUUGAGAUUGACAUUUAGAAGAAUAAAGACAAGGAAUAAUAUGCAAAUGAAUGGAUCUCACCUCAUUUUCACUCAACUGGAAACAAACAAGAGCUACAUGAGAACGCUAUGAAUUCGCCGCUUAAAGUGAGGAGACUGAUUCUCGCGUUCGUUUUCUGUUGUUGUGUAACACUUGUUUUUAUUUGGUUAGGUCUGCAYGCGCAAGACAAKGCUUUACAAAUGCCGACUAUGAAAAGAUCAUACCGCGUGGGUUGGCGAUACAAUUCAAGAAAGCCAUUAAUGACCCCUCAUUUUAACGAAACUAAAGCAUUUCUGGUGAUUAUUGUUACUUCUGCGCCGGGAAACAUCGAUAAAAGAAACGCUAUACGAAAGACAUGGGCGAAUUUCAGUCGCUCGAUGACACAAAAAGAACACAAGACAAUUAAAACGUUUUUCCUUCUGGGACUCUCAAACCUCAACGACAGCAUUAUUUUGGAGAAUCAAGAAUACAACGAUGUAUUUAUUGGAUCAUUUCAAGACUCCUAUAGAAAUCUUGUGCAUAAAGUAAUCUUGGGAUUAAAGUGGGUUGMAAAUACAAUGGAGUUCGACUACCUGCUCAAAUGCGACGAUGACAUAUAUMUAAAUGUGCCUUGUUUAUUGAGAUGGAUAAAAAAAGAACAGUCGAGUUUUCCUGAUAGACUUUAUUCUGGUAGGACCAUGAGCCAUAUCAAACCUGACCGAAGACCUGAUAGUAAAUGGAGAAUAACAAAAGAAGAAUAUCCUCUUGAUCUUUUUCCUCCAUAUGCGAGUGGYGGAGGAUACAUUGUCAAUCAGCUCGAGUGACAUCAUGAAGCUACAUUCAAAAGUAAUGCAAUAUGAAGCAAUGGCACCGUCUACGGUUAUGAGAUCAUGCGUCAGCGAACGUCUUUCACUGAUAGCCUGGG
Molecule: messenger RNA, 1140 nt
Organism: Exaiptasia diaphana
Lineage: Eukaryota; Metazoa; Cnidaria; Anthozoa; Actiniaria; Aiptasiidae
Product: beta-1,3-galactosyltransferase 5
Exons: 2
Coding region: 326-1039 (237 amino acids)
Cellular component (GO): membrane
Molecular function (GO): hexosyltransferase activity
Source: RefSeq, a predicted model, not a curated record